Molecule: messenger RNA, 687 nt
Organism: Calliphora vicina (urban bluebottle blowfly)
Lineage: Eukaryota; Metazoa; Arthropoda; Insecta; Diptera; Calliphoridae
Exons: 1
Coding region: 1-687 (228 amino acids)
Source: RefSeq, a predicted model, not a curated record
AUGAAAUUCUCAUUAUAUUUAAUUUCUUUGGCCCUAUUGGGCUCAAGUUUUAAUGCGGUUCAUGGUUUUAUGGGCGGUUCAAAAUUGUGUUCCAUGGGCAAACAAGAAUUCUGUCCACCACCAGAACCACCAGUUGAUCCCACUACAACCUCUACACUAAUACCCACUGAUCCUACAACAUUAACUCCAACAUUGCCGCCAACACCGCCCAUACCCACAACUACAAACACGGGAGAACCCACUACUGCAACAACUGGCACAUCACCCACUACGGAUAUAACUGAAACACCACCCUCAACUGAAUCACCACCUACCACUUCAUCACCUCCUGCCGGAGAAGAGCCUGCUCCACCUGCUGGUGGCAGAUCCCUAGAUGUCUCUGAUGAUGACGAUGAUGAUGUCGAUAUUGAAGAACAAGCUGAUGAAAGUGAUAUUGAAGCUGAGGGAGCCCGUGCUAGACGUGUUAGACAUCGCCGCAAUCGUCGUCUACGCCGUACACGCAGACGCAAGGUGAAUCGCUCCAACAAAAAUCGUAAGGCUCGCAGAAAUCGUAAAAUCCAACGCCGCAAUCGUAAAAUCCGUAACCAACGCAACCGUAGAGCUCGCCGCAAUCGCAAAGCACGCAAGAAUCGUCGCCGAGGAAUUCGCCGUGUUGUACGCCGUCGUGGCCGCAAAACAAGCGGUUAA